This is a messenger RNA of Brienomyrus brachyistius, 3421 nucleotides long. It is a transcript of the gene dbf4b, whose product is annotated as DBF4 zinc finger B. NCBI's taxonomy places the organism in Eukaryota, Metazoa, Chordata, Actinopteri, Osteoglossiformes, Mormyridae. Gene Ontology annotation, biological process: positive regulation of nuclear cell cycle DNA replication; regulation of cell cycle phase transition. Gene Ontology annotation, molecular function: nucleic acid binding; zinc ion binding; protein serine/threonine kinase activator activity. The record is from RefSeq and is a predicted model, not a curated record. The transcript has 12 exons. Bases 119 to 2497 code for a protein of 792 amino acids. Gene Ontology annotation, cellular component: Dbf4-dependent protein kinase complex; nucleus.
GUUUUGUCCCAGUUGGCGAGCCAUAGCAUAGAGGGAAUGUCCCGGAUGUAAACAGGAGGGCAGUUUCAAAGCUUGAUAAUGGAGCUGGGAAGAGGAGGGAGUGUGGAAGUCUGUUGAGAUGGAGGUGAUGCAGCGCCGGCCGCAGGUGCAAGACCUGCUGGGGCCGCUGUCUCCGGGGGUGCGGCAGCUGGAGGGAAAGACUUUUUACCUGGAUGCUGUGCGAAGCCGCUCCUCUGCUCUGCUCGCAGAGGCUAUAGCCCGUCUUGGAGGGAAAGUGGAAAGCUUCCUUAAUAAGGACGUGACCUUUGUGGUCUCUGGGAGUCGGGACAACUGGCAGGGUUGGCAGUCUGUCCAGGAAGGGGAGGGCCCUAAGAAGGUUGCAGUGGACAGCCCCCCAGUUUCCUCCCAUCACCGGCAAGCUCAGGGCAGCUGCAGUAGCACCAGUCAGCGCACUGCUACUCCCAGACCUCAAGCGUACAGAAGCCGUGGAAGGGCCCUACUGGAGAGGGCCAUCCGUAGCAAUGAACGCUGUCCGGCGACCGGUGUCCUGGCCAACGCUGUCUCUUGGGGCAUCAAAAUUCUCCAUGUGGAUGAGUUCCUGCUAUACUUAAACCGACUUACGGAGGAAAGCUCCCGAGCCAGGAGCAGGGAACUGCAGAAAAUGGGAAAGUCUUCGGCAUGGGUUGUCAAAGCCGGAACCCUGAAGUCUCCCUACAUUAAGAUUGAAGAUUCCAGCAGGAAAUACAGACCCCUUCACACGCAGUCAGCGGUCUUCCCCAUGCUGGACUUCACUGGCAAGUUUAGUCCGUUUGAGCCACCUGCCCCUCUGCCUCUUACAAAGAGGAAGAACCAGGAGGAUGAUCAACACAUCAAAGCAAAGAAAAGGAAUGUGGAUGCUGGAAGCAGCCGAUGCACGGCUGGAUGGGACCUUCCGCCGACUCUGACUCCUUCGCCUCCCAGGAUGCGCAGGAAAACCCAGGGAUUCUGCGAAUGCUGCCAGCUCUCUUUCAAGGAGCAGGCAGAGCACCUGCAGUCAGACCAGCACCGCCAGUUUGCCCGAGACGAGUCCCACUAUGUCGUGGUGGACAGGCUGAUCUCCCUCAUGCAGCCAAACUUCUCUGAGAUCAUGGUCCACGGUCACAUGCUGAUGCGGUCUCCUCCUCAAUUUUUCCACACACAUCCAUGCCUGGAUCUAGAGCCCCAGGUGAACAGUGAUGCAGAGCAGGCCUUGCAGGCCCUGCUGUCGCCGUUCCAGCCAAACGGCAGCCCAGCUGCCCAGGAAAUGGAAGAUUCCAGGUCCACCUCCAUCACAACGAGCACCGCCCCUUCUGUCUCACCAAAGCAGGAAGCGGUGAAGUCGGUGCCCGCAGAUUUCACUCCCUGCAUCACAGUAGCUAGCACUGUGUGCCCUCUGCAGCAGUCCUGUAAACCCCAGACCAGGACUGCGUGUGGGACUAGAGGUGGUGAAGCAGGAUCCGGGCCGAGGAAGCUUACAGAGGACGUGGCAAAGUGUAGCUCACCGCCCAGCGCCCGGCCAUUGAUAUCCCGAAAUGGCAGAAAACGUGGCAGGUCAUGCAGUCUGAGUCCCAGGGUCAGAAAGAAGCGGAGGACUACAGCGUCAGUACCCUUUAGCCGCUGUGCCGCUGUCCCGGCAGCCCUGCAUGGGGAGCCUUACCUGAGGCCCCCCCUCAACACGCGGGUGACUCCGGCCACUGCCAGGCCCCAGCUUCUCACCACGCCACCUCCUGGAGAAGCUUCCAGCUCAGAUCAGCUUGUGUACACUGCAGUGAGACCGGAUACGCGUCUUGCUGCAGGUGAAAUUCCAUGUACGUCUACUGAAGAUGAGCUCCUUGGUGCGUGCGGUGCCCCCGGAGAAGGUCUUCCACCAGUACUUUGUAAUGAGAUGCUGCCGCCUGUGACACCCUCUGCCUCGGGGGGGCAGCUGGGUUUGGUGUCAUCUGGCGUGGCGCUCGGUAAAGAAUCUGACCCACCGCUGACCCCUUUGGGCUCGACCCAUAAGGCGCCUUUACCCGUCAGUGCUACCUCAGCCACCGCUCUGCACCAGACCGUCCCAUCCCUGCUCUCCCCACCACCUUUUCAGCUGGUACCCCUCCCAUCCCCGCCUCAAGGCAGCCACCCGCUCCUGGACGACAGUCCAGAUUCCAGCCCUGCCCCUCUGUCCCACUCAUUCUCCUCCGUCCGCAUCGAAGCCUCCCUGCUCCCAGACCCCUCGGCCUGCUCCCCGUCCUCCUCCGUGUCGUCAGACUGGGACUGCGACCUGCUCUCCUGGAUGUCCCGACCCGCCGCGGGUGGAGGCUGCAUCCUGGACCUCGAGUUUCUACAGAGGCCCUGCAUGACAGUGCGGGAUGUGGCCUACGAGUCGCGGCUCUGCUCUGUGCUGCACCCCCCAACCCCACCUCGGUCGCUCUGUGAGGAGGACACAGACCCCACCUUCAGGACCUUCGAGCACACUGCAGAAACCCCUGUCGCUCAAUGACAGCAUUCAGCAUCAACAAUGAACCUCAAGAGUUUGGAAUACGGAUGGAGUUCUCAGUGACGCGGCCUGUCGCUGGUGUGUAUUUGUUAUGCAGCGGUGUUAAUUAACUCCACCUGUGUCGGGCUGCUUUGACACUAAUUGGCAGCUGGAUGUCUGUUAUGCAGUGACCCCAUCAGAGCAUUAAUGUCAGUGGCUGACUGCAAGUGACUCUCAAGCUUUAUGUCAGUUGGCCUCCUUGGCACCCUUUAGUGUUAAGUGUUUCUGUACUCAGUAGAAGGAUAUCUGAGGGUUACUGGGAAGCUCGGUGCAUUAGUCUAAGUCUUACAGCUGGGCAGGGUUCUGUGAACCCCCCCCCCCCCACCACCCUUCCAUAUUGAUUUUGUAAUAUUUUUUUUUACGAGGGAGGUGUCUAUUCUCAGAGACCCAUGUGAAUGUAGAUGAGUCAGCAUGUUUUGUUUCCUGUGAAGUCAAAAGGAUGAACCCGUCUCCCCUUCUGAAUGAAGGUCCGCUCAGUUCCGGCGUCAGAAAUCUCAGCUCACCUUCAACGCGGCACCAUCUCGCCCGGGCAGCGUUAGCGUACGCCCCCCCCCCCCGCAGACAUUGCUGUCAGAAAGGCUGUGCUGAUUUGCAGGGAUGAUCUGCGUUGUCAUGAAAUGAAGCUUCCCAGAGCUCCUUAUUUACCGGUUCUAUAUGAAGCUACAGUAUUUAGGCCCGCUAGGCCCUCGGUCGGGGGGGACGUUGUGGCUGGAGAGCUGGUGACUGUUUCCUUUAGGUCCAGCCCCCCCCCAGUUACAGGGACCCCCUCAAGGUGGAGGGGUCAUGUUCAUGUUGAGAAUGCCGACAUGCAGCAGUAUUACAGAAGAACUGUUUGAAAUGUGUUUUGUUUUUACUGAUCUUAUGAAAUAAACCUGAAAUAAAAAGUGA